Messenger RNA from Clarias gariepinus (North African catfish), 5126 nucleotides. RefSeq names its product vestigial-like family member 4a (gene vgll4a). The transcript is spliced from 5 exons. Gene Ontology annotation, biological process: negative regulation of DNA-templated transcription. NCBI's taxonomy places the organism in Eukaryota, Metazoa, Chordata, Actinopteri, Siluriformes, Clariidae. The coding region runs from base 496 to 1296 and encodes 266 amino acids. Gene Ontology annotation, molecular function: transcription coactivator binding. The record is from RefSeq and is a predicted model, not a curated record.
UAGAGCUAGUCGGCUAAGAUCUUUUACUAGCUAGCUGACUAGCCCGUUUUGUGAAGAAAUAACAGUUUAAAAAAUUAAUUAUAACAAUACAAUGAUAUGGAAUUGGUUUGCUUGGUUAAUUUAUAAAUAUAAACCAGUUCAUCCGUCGAACUUAAUUAAAAUAUAAGUGCUGGGUGUAACAUUUUGUUAGAGUUAGCUAAACUAGCCUCAGCUCCUCGUUAGCAGCUUAGCCUGUGAGGUAAAGCAGCCCUGUGUGAGGCAGGAGCACCCUGCGGCUUCGCUACCGUAGUUUAACCCGGACUCUUUGCUAAGUCUGUUAUUUAGUGGCUAUAUUUUGCUGCGAAUUAGUCAGUCGUGUAAUUAACACGUCAGUAACGUGUUCAGGCUUCAGUAAAGGUAACCUAUUCCAAAGUUAACUGAGCGAGAUCAUUGUUUUUGUCGUGAAGGCUAAGCUAGCUAGCUACGACUGGGCUAGCUAGCUAGCUUUUUAGCUAAAUGCUUCUUACGAGAAUGGACCUUUUGAGCCAUCGAUUUAUGGAUAAAAUGAACAAUAACAUCGGGAGACUUCACUACGAUUCAUAUGAUGAUGAUUCCGGCGACUCCAGGAUGCACGCACUGUCCUCGUCCUCCACAGGGAACAGCAGGACAGGGACACCGAUCAGCCCAAUUAAAAGGAAGUUUGAUGAUGUAGAAGUGGGGAGCAGUCAGGAGUACGACAACGAACAAAUGGCCAAGAUGAGCUGCAGGCUUUCCUCUCAUUUGGGAAAUCCAGUGGACGGAGACUCCAGAACAGAACCUUGGGCUCACUGCCACAACCCGUUUGAGCACGCCACCUCUGCCAUCACUGGGCUCCACGCAGGACAUCUGUAUUCACCGUUCCACUUCUACACCAUGGAGCAGCCACUGGCUCUGACCAAAAACAGCACGGACACGCAGAGGUCCUCUUUCCUCCCGUCAGUCGGCUCUACAGAGCGUCAGCAGAAUCGUCCGUCGGUGAUCACCUGCGCCCCCGCGAGUAACCGCACCUGCAGCCUCUCUAACUGUCACAUGUCUCCGAACGGCUUCUCCGCCGGGAAUAACGUCAAGAGCAAAGCUAACGCCAACACUGUGUGCGAUCCUGUGAUCGAGGAACAUUUCCGCCGCAGUCUGGGGAACAUCUACAGAGAGCCGGAGGCUUCCAACUCGGUUUCCAUCACCGGCUCCGUGGAUGAUCACUUCGCCCAGGCGUUGGGAGACACCUGGUUACAGAUCAAAGCGAAGGGCAGCGGCUCCGGGAGUCCCGAGUCUAAUUUAUAAAAGUUCUCCAGAGAACCUGUCUGAACCUUCUGGGUCGGUUUGUCCUGGGUUGAACUCCUCCUUCUUUCACACCAAGUCUGAACUCAAACAGUACUCUGGUCACUUUAUUUUAGUCUACACAGGCUCUCUUUUAUGCCUGUUGUUUAAUUCAUAAAAAAAUUUGAGUUUAUUACUGGUCACGUAUUUUAGUUUCUUAAAAUUACAAAAUUUUCAUUACAGUUGCAAAAAAGUUUUUAGCUUUACCACCCAUGGAGAUCUCUCUCUCUCUCUCUCUCAGGAUCACAUUCGAUUACACACUGAAAUUCACACUGUUGUGAAGGAAUGAUGGCACUGGCAUUUAUUCAUUUAUGCAAUUUAAUUGAUUUAACUGAUUUACUUAAUUGAAUCACUGAGAGAGUUUUAAUUCAGAAUCGACGUUGAAAUUACCAAUUUUUUAAAAACACUGCUUUUUUUUCCCCAAACCUCUUUAAUCUUUUGUAUGUUGCAUGAGCUUUGGUUUGUGCAAUACCGCCCCCUGGUGGACUGAAGUGUUAUGCAGGAGAAAAAAGAUUGGCAUGAUUAUGACGUAGUAAGCGGGUUUGCUUAAUGUUACACUGCCCCCUAGUGACAGGGUCUAGUAACACACACACACACACCACUGUCAGGGUUUUAUAUACAGUAGAUGCACAGAUUUGCGGAGCUAGACCCUACACAAACAUUUUCUACACUAUGAAAACCUUUAAAGUAUUAAACACUAUAGAUACUGUGAUCAUCUUCACUUGAAUGCCACCUAGUGGUCAUUGAGAAAAACAAAAUCUUGAAGGUUCUUCACGAGGAUUUUCCUUGAGAUUCUCAGUCCUGAGGUGUAGUUUAAGUGUAGUGUGGUGUUUAAUGUGAUCUUGAUGCACCGAUAGGAGAGAGUUUUAUUUCUUUUUUUGUUUUAAAAUUUGAGAAGCUUGAGUACUAGACUUGGUGUGAACAGUGUUUGGGAGGCAACAAUCAGGUUGAUGUGAACAGGGCCGUGAACAAAUUAACUCGUGGGUUUUGUUUCGAAUUGUAUGUAAAGGGCUGCCAAAGAUGCUUUCUACUAUUUUGAUAAACAUUUGCUGUAUUUUAUAACCGUAUAAAACAAGCAGAUUUUAGAUUUAAAAAAACAAAAGAAACCCGAAUCAUUCCUUGUUUUAAGGAGUGUUUUAGAGUUUUUAGCAUCCUGAUUAUACAGUUACACAAAUUCUCAACCAACCUGUAAGAUGUUUAGUGUCCUGGGCUUUGAACCGAGGAUGUAUUUAACUUUUCAUCUCUAAUGCACACUCAUUAACCUGACACACACACACACACACACACACACACACACACUUUGCCUAUUUUAUUUGUAAUCUUUAAUCUGCUUAAAUAUGUACUUCAAAUAGCUGGUAUCUAUUACACACAGACUUCUAUCUUUAUACCGUUCGUUCUUUAGUUUUAUUUUUUAAUCAGUAACGGUUUUAGAAAGUCCUGCUGCUGGAACAGUGUACUCAAUAUAUUUUUUUAACAAAUGUCUUUUAGGUAUGAUGGCACCUCGCUUUGAAAGCACAGCCUCUGGAAAGGCAUUUACUCCGCAGUAUACACAGCUUUUUAAAGAGUUACUUCAGAUUUAUGACCGACGAGACGAACAGCAGCUUUACAGCGGAACACCUUGUCUUUAGUUUUGUUUAUAGUUUUAUCAUCGUAUCUGGUUUUUGUUUCACACACACAGUGUCCCAGGUGUGUCGUGUGUCUGGACAUUUUCACGUUUCAUCAUCUUAUUUAUGUUAUUAUUUUUUAAAACAUGGCUUUGAACGGCAAAUUUCUCUUAUGCAGUAAGAAGCGAUUCCAUUGUGAUGAAUAUAAUUGAGUAAAAACUAGUUUCUGAGUAGGAAAAAAAAACAUUUUCCUUAUUUUGCAUCCUGUAGAAAAUCUUAACGAACAUUAUUUGAUAAUUUUAAUGAGCCAUCGGGUUUAAUAACUGAGCUCUGAGUAAGAACACGUAUUAUUACUCAAAAUACACCGUCCUUUCUCCCCACCAUUAUAAACUGCCCCAGGCCAAUCAACAUACAGGUUGUAAAUGAUUGACAGUUGUGUAUUUGCCCCACCUUCUUCUCCUCCCCAUGACUCGUUAGUCAUCUUUCGUCUCGACUCACUUCUCACGCCUGCCAGUGUCAUGAUGGAUGAUUUCCACUUGGACAGGAUGAUGAGAAACAGUUCUGCUCCCGUCACGUCUGACGCGUUACACAUGAUUAUAACCGUACAGACGAUGAUUAGGUGAUUUACAGACGGCGCUAAGCGUGACGUUUACACGGCUCGCUCACAGCUGAGAAUAAAAAUGUUUUUUUACACCCUAUUACAUAUAAUGCUCGAUCACAUUAAUGUAAAAUCAAUAUAAACUCAUCGUCCUCAUCCAGACGGAACAAAUUUAGUCAUACUGAUAGUAGUAAUAAUAAUAAUAAUAAUAAUAAUAAACAGCCCUGCUGCAGCAUUGUCCAAAUGAGUUGAAAGUAAUUUAUUCCUAAUUAUCAGUGCGCGUGUUAGGUUGUCCCAGCGUAUGGACAUUGUAGCCGACCCACCCACCAGCUCUGAUCAUGUCCAGUCUGGUGUCCCUCCCAUUUACACUCAGACUGCGAGUCGGGUUCAGAACCUGGAGUCUCUGUAAUUAGUUCUCACUAAAGCACGAGGUGUUUGCCGAAUAAACGCGCUCCGAGAUUAAAUAUUCUUAUCUUAAUAAUCAGCAAACUCUUACAAAGUCAGCCCUGUAAUCCUGUAAUGAGCUGGAAGGGAGUUUCAUUUCACUUGUUUUCAGUAAAAGAAAAAACGCAACUCUGAAAAAAGUUUAGCCAUCAGUAAAGACAAAAGUAAUGACGGCGUAUAAAAGCCGCGUUACAGGAAGAUUUGGCACAAGCAGUAUUUUAGUUGCCAUUUUGAGCUCUUUGGAGAGUUUUGCCUUUUAUGGAGUUUGUGGGUGUGGCUAAAUGUUAAUACUAAUGCUAGUAUGAAGAAAUGUACUAUGUUACAAUGUUUGUGAAUCAGGAGUCAAUAUUCCUUUUUCAUUUCCAAAAAUAUUUACACACACCUGAAUCACAGACAUGCGGCGCUCGGAGACGGCGGUGACGGUCUCUUCACUUGUUGUUGAGUUUUUAGCGUGUAGUAGAUUUACCACCACUUCGUGUUUACUGUUGAGCACCAGAACAAAAACACUAAAGCGCCUGUUUAAACAUUAAACUAUAAAAUGUAAAAUAAUCAUUGUUCAAUUCUUAUUUUUUUUAAAUAAUCCACCAUGUAGUGCGACGUUUCUGACACGCCAAAGUGAACAUUAUUUCCACCGAGAUUUUCUGACGUCCCUGUUUGUUUUUUAUUUUUUAUUCUUUUGUAGCAAAAACACUCUGAACUUUUGUGUAAUAUAAGAUGACCAUCGUUACGCAGUGCGUGAUGAAUGACCAGUGUUUAUCUCUUGAUUUCUACUUAAAGCCUCACAUUAUAUGCAUAUUUAAUAUCCAUUUCGCAUGCGUUUUCAUUUUCUUUUUGUUUUUCAUUGAAAAAGUUGAUCUUUUUAUUAUGUUUUUGAGGAACUGUGCGAGGUCAGUUGACUGCCAGAACAGUUUGUGGGGGGGAAAAGUCUAAAAUAUUAGCCGGAGGUUCAGAGUCGCGCGCAUGUCGUCCGUGGUUAACGCGGUAAAGAGGCUGCGUCCUCACUGUGUAAGAGCUCUCGAAAUAAAUAGUGAGAAUAUUAUAGCUAGUUUAUAUAUAACUCUAUUUACUUAUUUGGCUGUUAUUUUUUUUCUUACAAGUGCCACUUUUAUAUUCAUUAAACUUGAGGAAAUAAAAAGUCUUUUAACAAA